AUGGACCCUAAGGAACAGCUAAUUAUGCUUACAUGGAAAUCGACUAGUUCUUGCUGGUUUGGAACCAAGUUAAGGCCGAAGGAUGCGCUCGCACAAGAUAUAGCCAGCCGUGCCCUGGCAAGUCUCUGUGCCCUUUACCAGGGGUUUUGUUGUCUAGUGCCAGUGCCCUUAGAUCAAGUUCCAUUCCAGCGAUUGGACCCUCUCAACCAUCCCGUGGGAAUUGGUGCCUUCCAGCGAUGGUACAAUCUUGGGAUAAAGCCUUUUUAUUUGAAGUCAGCUCCUUGGCCAGCUUUCGUAGCAGUAGUUAGCUCUUCCAUCCCCCCUGGGAGUUCUUUUACAGUUCCCAGCUAUCAAAUUGCAGUCCUCGCAACUCCAAUUGCGGAAGAAAGGGAUAGAGCAAAUGAGCCAGGCUAUGAAGAAUCACCAAAGCAAAAAGAAUAUCAUGUCAGUGUGCAAGGAAGAUGGCACAAGAGUAGAGAAUCCUACCGGGAAGAAAGACUGGGGUUUUUUCAUAGCCUACUUAGUGAAGUGCUAUCCAACACGCCUCUAAAUCAGGAGGUGCUUAGGAGAGGUACUACUAGUUACGAGACUGAACUGGAAGGGGAGGAGCGAAGCGUAGCAGCUUUACUCGCUUCCAAAGCUAACUAG
This is a messenger RNA of Striga asiatica, 648 nucleotides long. The record is from the annotation of a GenBank genome assembly. NCBI's taxonomy places the organism in Eukaryota, Viridiplantae, Streptophyta, Magnoliopsida, Lamiales, Orobanchaceae.